Messenger RNA from Mytilus trossulus (common blue mussel), 1561 nucleotides. Its product is annotated as transmembrane protein 43-like. The transcript has 12 exons. Gene Ontology annotation, cellular component: nuclear inner membrane; nuclear envelope. The record is from RefSeq and is a predicted model, not a curated record. Gene Ontology annotation, biological process: lipid metabolic process; nuclear membrane organization. The coding region runs from base 154 to 1338 and encodes 394 amino acids. NCBI's taxonomy places the organism in Eukaryota, Metazoa, Mollusca, Bivalvia, Mytilida, Mytilidae.
GUACAGACGACAAGUGAGUGAACAAUUAUUACGCAGUUUGGAAAUAUGAUUAUUUAUACUACAUGUACAAUAUAUGAGGAGUUUUUUUUUGCAUUGUAAAAUCUUGUAACAGUUGAAUGCAAUUAUCCAGACGCUCCAGGUCCUGGUUCAAGCAUGGGAGAUAGUCAUACACGUGUAUCAUACAGACGAAAUCCUAAUUUCUUUGAGAGAAUUGGUAACAGUUUAGUUGGAAUAUUAGUGGGUAUAGCCUUACUGGUGGUGGCUUCAGGUUUGCUGUUUUGGAAUGAGGGAAGGGCUGUGCAAACAGCAAAAUCAUUAGACGAAGGGUUAAGCAUAGUUGUUUCCUUGGAAAAUAUAGAUGUACCAUUUGAUCAAAAUAAUGGAAAACUUGUUCACUUAGUUGGUCCUUUAAAAACCGAAAAGAGUCUUUUAGAUCCUACCUAUAAUAUAAGAGUAAAUGCUGUCAAGUUGAGAAGAACAGUUGAAAUGUACCAAUGGGUGGAACAUGAAUCUAAGAGAGAAUACAAUGAGGGAGGACAAACCAGAGUUGAAAAAACAUAUUCCUAUACACAAGAAUGGAGAUCAGAAAUAAUAAGAAGUCAGUCUUUUGAUAACAUGGUUGGACAUAAUAACCCAACGUCAAUGCCAGUAACUUCCCAAAUGCAAACAGCAGAUGUUGUUCAUGUUGGUGGUUUUGAGUUGUCAGGAGGUUUGAUAGGUAAAAUAACAGAUUUCAAGAAGAUAAACCCUAGUGCUAUGUCACCUCCAUCAGAUCCUAAGAUACAAAUGUUGGAAGGAGUUUAUUAUCAUAGCCAUUACCCUUUACAACCACAGAUUGGUGACUUGAGGGUGACAUUUGAAUAUGCUGGGAUAAGUGGAGAAUCUUUGCUGGGACAGCCUGAUACUGUCAGCAUUAUAGCAAGACAGAUACGUCAUAGACUGUUGCCCUUCCAGACUGUAGCUGGAGAUGUCCUAGAAAUGUUAUAUACUGGAAGACUGUCUCCAAAGGAGAUAUUUGGUAAAGAACAACAACAAAAUACAUUUAUAACCUGGGGUGUCAGACUUGGUGGCUGGUUACUGAUGUUUGUAGGAUUUGGUUGUCUUACCAGUAUCAUCACUACAUUAGUGGACUGGCUACCUAUCAUCAGAGAACUGGUAGCUGCAGGUGUAGGAAUAAUGAAUCUAGCGUUUUCAAUCAGCUUGUCUUUGACCGUCAUUGCCAUUGGAUGGAUUACAUACAGACCCCUGUUAGGGAUGGCGCUAUUGGCCAUGGCUGCCACACCUUUUAUAAUGUCAAAAUUUCGGUCAAAUAGAAUGGAUAGCAGAAGAAAUGUGUAAUUACUGCUGUAAAACUUGAUCAUAAUAAUAGAUGUAUUUAAUUUUGCUACUGUUUAAGAGGUUUUAUAUUUGAAGGGUUUUGUAAUAGAAUGAAGACAGUAACCUUGUUAAGCUGUUUUUGGAAUGGUUUCUUCUCUGGUUUAUAUUCCUAUUUUAUAAGAGUUAGUCUUUGACAUGCAUUUGACAUCUGAUUUGGAUUUUAGUUUAUUUAAAUUGGAAAAAU